CUCCGAAACCUCCCACAAAUGGCGGGCUCUUCCUCCCCAACCUGAAACCCCAAACCCUAACCCCCCCAAUCCGGCGACCCCCCUCCACCGCAGCGGCCUCUCCAGCCCCUCGCCGAUGGCGCCGGAGGCGAGGCAACUCAAGGUGCACCUCCGGGAGAACGAGGCGGUCGCGCAAUGCGUCCUGGAGAAGUGGCGCUCGAUGGAGGAGAAGCCGGGCGGCCUCAAGGAGAACCUGGCUCACACGCUCUACAAAUCCUACCGCAACGUCUGCGCCGCCAAGGAGCCCAUCCGAUCCCUCAAGGACCUGUAUCAGAUCAAGGGCGUUGGGAAAUGGGUCAUAAGGCAACUGAAAGGAUCCUUUCCAGAGUCUAGUCCAGAUUUAUCUCCCCCGGAAAGUAAUGCAGCAGGAGAAAAGGGGAAGAAAGCAGGAGGGUCAAAGCGUUAUGUGCCACAGAAGAAUUCUGCUGCUUACGCGAUACUGAUCACGCUCCAUAGGGAAACAAUCAAUGGGAAGAGUCAUAUGAAGAAGCAAGAGCUUAUUGACGCCACUGAAGCAAGUGGCCUGUCACGAAGUGCAAUUGGUCCAGACAAAAGUAAAGCAAAACCAGGGGCUUUUGCAAGUUCUCAGAAGGACUGGUACACUGGAUGGAGCUGCAUGAAAACAUUGACAUCUAAAGGACUGGUUGCAAAGUCCGGUAACCCUGCAAAGUAUAUGAUAACUGAAGAAGGGAAAUCGACUGCUCUUGAAUGUCUCUCAAGGUCUGGGUUAGAUGAUCAUGCAGCACCUUUGGUGAUAAACAGUGCUCCCGACACAUCUAAUGCAAGUCAUAAGUUGAAUAAUAUUUGCAUGACUUCUUUUGUUGAGACAUCAUCCGGACCUUCUAGGGCAAUUGGUAGACCCAAAACAUCUAUUGCCAACCCUGCCACUAAGACAUCACCAGAAGUGACAUAUUUGACAAGUCAAGAAUCACUCAAUUACAACUCUGAUGUUAGAACUGCUGAGAACUGUGCUGAAGAAAUCAUUCUUAGUGACUCAGAUUCUGAAGAAUUAUAUACAGAGAACUAUCCUCUAAUAGGUUCUGAAGAAUUUACUGAGAGGGUUGCCCCUCCAAUAUUGAAUGCAAGCAACUCUGGCAAGACUACUACAAAUUACAGAUUCUCAGACUGUUCAGCUUCUAUUUCUCCUCGUUCGUCUGAAGGAACAUUUGAGAUGCAGUCUUCUAGUACAAUGGGUAUUGCUGAAUUCAAUAUGCUGGACAAUGAUACUGUAUGUAUGGACAAUUCUAUACUAGCCAUGCCACCUCGGCGAUCCAGUAAAAAUUUUCUUGAAGAUUAUGAAGUUGUGUUGAUAUUGGAUGAUCGUGAAAAUUUUGGGGGUCGUUCAAGAAAAACUGUUGAUAACAUACAUUCACAAUUUCGUGUACCUGUAGAGAUAAAGCAUUUGCCUGUUGGGGAUGGUAUUUGGAUUGCUCGUGAUAGAAAGCUUCACACAGAGUAUGUUCUUGAUUUCAUUGUUGAAAGGAAGAAUGUUGCAGAUUUGUGUAGUUCAAUCACAGACAACCGAUACAAAGAUCAGAAGUUAAGGCUCAAGAAAUGUGGCCUAAGGAAGCUGAUAUAUCUGGUUGAAGGUGAUCCAAACCCUCUUGAUACAUCAGAAAGGAUCAAAACUGCCUGCUUCACCACUGAAAUUCUUGAAGGAUUUGAUGUCCAGAGAACCCCUGGGUAUGCUGAGACUGUAAGGACAUAUGGCAACCUUACUCAUUCAAUAACCGAAUACUACAGCACACACUUUUCUACUGGUGCUAAUACUUCUCAAGUUUGCCUGACCUAUGAUGAGUUUACGAAGAAGUGUGAUGACCUUAAGAAGAUAACUGUGAGUGAUGUAUUCGCCCUUCAACUUAUGCAGGUGCCACAAGUGACAGAAGAAGCUGCACUUGCUGUGAUAGGGCUCUAUCCAACUCUUUUCUCACUUGCUAAGGCGUACUCUAUGCUUGAUGGUGAUACCCAUGCCCAAGAGAAGAUGUUGAAGAACAAGAGCACGCUGAUAAAUGCAGGGGCUAGCAGAAACAUAUUCAAGCUUGUCUGGGCUGAAGGAUAAAUUCUUCAGUUUAUUUUCCGAUUAACUGGUUUAACCAUUUUUUUGGUCAUCUUCUUGGUGACUCUGAUGGAUCCACCAGUGAAGCUCCCCAAUUCUCAGUUCUCACUGCAACUCUUUCAUGUCCUGAAGGCAAACGGGGUCCUUUUUUGUGUGCCAAGGUGCCAUGGAACACAACUAACCACCUACAUAGGGACUUUGCAAGUUAGCUUAUCCGCGUAGGUUCACCCCCAUCUAGGUAGACUAAUUAUCUUUUGUAGACUCCAGGUUGUACAAAAUGGAAUUAUCAUGGAACGGGGCCGUUUAGCGUUUCACAUCUGUUUACUCGGUUGCUUGGAUUAUGCGCUGUCUCAUGUUA
Oryza sativa Japonica Group (Japanese rice) is the source of this 2453-nucleotide messenger RNA. The record is from RefSeq and is a predicted model, not a curated record. Lineage: Eukaryota; Viridiplantae; Streptophyta; Magnoliopsida; Poales; Poaceae.